Carlito syrichta (Philippine tarsier) is the source of this 1337-nucleotide messenger RNA. It is a transcript of the gene SLC25A36, whose product is annotated as solute carrier family 25 member 36. Gene Ontology annotation, cellular component: mitochondrion. The record is from RefSeq and is a predicted model, not a curated record. NCBI's taxonomy places the organism in Eukaryota, Metazoa, Chordata, Mammalia, Primates, Tarsiidae. The transcript is spliced from 7 exons. Gene Ontology annotation, molecular function: pyrimidine nucleotide transmembrane transporter activity. The coding region runs from base 222 to 1157 and encodes 311 amino acids. Gene Ontology annotation, biological process: pyrimidine nucleotide import into mitochondrion.
GCGGCUCUCAGUCCCCGGUCCCGGACGCCGAGCUGCAGCGGGCGGCGGCGCGGCUGGAGGCCCGCGGGGACAGGGCUGCGCCGGUCGCUCUCUGCAGCCUCUCCCUCCCUCGUCGUCCCCGGGGCGCUGUGCGUCUCCAGUCCGAGAAAGACGCCGCCGGCCUUGGCGGGCAGCUGGAUCCGCGUCCCGCCGCAGCGCCCGGAGGACAUGCAGGAGAGAGGAUGAGCCAGAGAGACACGCUGGUGCAUCUGUUUGCCGGGGGAUGUGGUGGUACAGUGGGAGCUAUUCUGACAUGUCCACUGGAAGUUGUAAAAACGCGACUGCAGUCAUCUUCUGUGACACUUUAUAUAUCUGAAGUUCAGCUGAACACCAUGGCAGGAGCCAGUGUCAACCGGGUAGUGUCUCCUGGACCUCUCCAUUGCCUAAAGGUGAUCUUGGAAAAAGAAGGGCCUCGUUCCUUAUUUAGAGGAUUAGGCCCUAAUUUAGUAGGGGUAGCCCCUUCAAGAGCAAUAUACUUUGCUGCUUAUUCAAACUGCAAGGAAAAGUUGAAUGGUGUAUUUGAUCCUGAUUCUACCCAGGUACACAUGAUUUCAGCUGCAAUGGCAGGUUUUACCGCAAUCACAGCAACCAACCCCAUUUGGCUUAUAAAGACUCGGUUACAGCUUGAUGCAAGGAACCGUGGGGAAAGGCGAAUGGGCGCUUUUGAAUGUGUUCGUAAAGUGUAUCAGACAGAUGGACUUAAAGGAUUUUAUAGGGGCAUGUCUGCUUCAUAUGCUGGCAUAUCAGAGACUGUUAUCCAUUUUGUUAUUUAUGAAAGUAUAAAGCAAAAAUUACUGGAAUAUAAGACUACUUCUAUGAUGGAAAAUGAUGAAGAAUCUGUGAAAGAAGCAUCAGAUUUUGUGGGAAUGAUGCUCGCUGCUGCCACCUCAAAAACUUGUGCCACAACCAUAGCAUAUCCACAUGAAGUUGUAAGAACAAGACUACGUGAAGAGGGAACAAAAUAUAGAUCAUUGUUUCAGACACUGUCUUUGAUUGUUCAAGAAGAAGGUUAUGGGUCUCUUUAUCGUGGUCUAACAACUCAUCUGGUGAGACAGAUUCCAAACACAGCCAUUAUGAUGGCCACCUAUGAAUUGGUGGUCUACCUACUCAAUGGAUAGCAGCACACAGGGCUGCCAUACUACAGGAGGGAAGACCAAAUGAUUACAGUGGACCAUAGAGUAUCAAAGCCAGCAUGGGGGACAGAAGAAAAAUAGUUUGGGAACAUGGUAACUUGCCUAAGUGGAAGUUUGGCUGUAAGAAUUGAAGUAAUCGUACCACAUUACUUGGUUUUUAAUGUG